Molecule: messenger RNA, 1393 nt
Organism: Pocillopora damicornis (cauliflower coral)
Lineage: Eukaryota; Metazoa; Cnidaria; Anthozoa; Scleractinia; Pocilloporidae
Source: RefSeq, a predicted model, not a curated record
AUGAGCCCAGACAUUAAUUUUUAUCAUGGAUGUAUUGAAAGUCUUGACUUGUGUUACAAGAUAAUCAUCGCUCCUGUGGUCAGUUUACUGAAGCAGCAGCCCGAGAUCAUAAUUGUCCCCGAUUCCUGUGCGUACCAAGUGCCAUUUGCAGCCUUGGCUGACGAAGGAGGCAAGUAUUUAUCAGAGACAUGCAGGAUUCGGAUAGUUCCCUCCCUGACGACUCUCAAGCAUGUUCAAGACAGUCCUCCAGACUAUCACAGUCAGACCGGGGCACUGAUAGUGGGUGACCCUAUGGUUGGAACGGUGAUUUACAAGGGAAGGUGCAGAAAUAUGCUACCAUUGCCGUGUGCAAGAAAGGAAGCAGAGAUGAUUGGAGGACUUCUUGGAGUAAGGCCUUUGAUAGGAGAUUCCGCGACAAAGUAUUCUGUGCUCCAAGCGAUAAGUUCAGUGAGCCUGAUACACAUUGCUGCCCAUGGUGAACCCGAAAGAGGGGAGAUUGUUCUUUCUCCUAUGCACCCUACCCUACUCCCACCUUUCCCUCGAGAGGAAGAGUAUCUUUUGACGAUGGCGGAUAUUUCAAAAACUCAGUUACGAGCUAAACUAGUGGUGCUUAGUUGUGAUCACAGUGCUCGUGGACAGAUCAGAACCGAGGGAGUUAUUGGAAUUGCCCGAGCGUUCCUAAGAUCCGGAGCUCGUUCAGUGUUAGCGGCACGAUGGGUCCUGGAUGACAGAGCCACAGAAAAGUUUAUGACUUGUUUCUACAAACAUCUGUUCCGCGGUGAAAGCGCCAGUGAAUCUCUCCACAAGGCCAGGAAGUGGAUGAGAAAUAACGGCUUUGACAAAGUUUCUCAAUGGGCGACAUUUAUGAUCAUGGGCGACAACGUCACAUUUGAUUUUGGAAAUUGGCCGGUGCCUAGCGCACCUCAAGAGCCAUGACUUUGAUAAAACCUCUGUAGCAGAAUGAAUUAGACUUAGUAAAGCUCGAAACUAUUUAAUUACAAGCCUGUAGAAAGAGGACGCCAUCUGCGAAGGACAACUCGGAUCGGUACACAGAGGAAAGCACUUCUGUAAAAUGUUCAUAAGACAUCUAAGUUUAAUGAUCUGAAACAAGACAGCGUAUAGUGUUAUCUCUUUAUAGGAGUUCCGAAGUUAAAAAACUCCAAUUUUUUUUUUGAGUCAUCAGUUCAGUGAAUGAGUCAAUUAAAGUGUGAUAAUUCUUAGUUUUAGAAGGCAAUUAAUUCGUCAAGGGAAGAAAAUUUUAAUCCUUUUUCAGCUGAUUAGUUAGUCAUUUCAAGUGACUUUUAAAAAAUGUGUGACUUGGGAAAGAAGUUUUUCUUUUUGGAAAUUUCUUGCAAAGCUUUUGACAAGAAAUAUUGUGGUUUAACAUGCUAAA